Suncus etruscus (white-toothed pygmy shrew) is the source of this 721-nucleotide messenger RNA. It is a transcript of the gene C8H1orf35, whose product is annotated as chromosome 8 C1orf35 homolog. NCBI's taxonomy places the organism in Eukaryota, Metazoa, Chordata, Mammalia, Eulipotyphla, Soricidae. The transcript has 6 exons. The coding region runs from base 5 to 721 and encodes 238 amino acids. The record is from RefSeq and is a predicted model, not a curated record.
GACGAUGUUCGGGUCGAGCCGCGGCGGCGUGCGCGGCGGGCAGGACCAGUUCCGCUGGGAGGACGUGAAGACGGACAAGCAGCGCGAGAACUACCUGGGCAACUCGCUGAUGGCGCCGGUGGGCCGCUGGCAGAAGGGCCGCGACCUCACGUGGUACGCCAAGGGCCGCGCGGGCGCCGAGGGCCCGAGCCGCGAGCAGGAGCUGGCGGCCGUGCGGCGGGCCGAGCGCGAGGCGCUGCUGGCCGCGCUGGGCUACAAGGACGUGCGGCGGCAGCCCACGGGCCUCAGCAAGGAGGACCUGGCCGAGGCGUGCAAGCGCGAGGGCGGCGACGCCGACAAGGGCGUCGACCGGCUGCUGGGCCUGGGCAGCUCCAGCGGCGCCGCGGGACGCCUGGCGCUGUCCCGGGAGGACAAGGAGGCCGCCAAGCUCGGGCUCUCCGUGUUCACGCACCACCGCGUCGAGAGCGGCAGGUCGGGGGCCGCCCCGCCGGGCAAGAAGACGCGCUCCGAGGACGCGGACUCCGGCCCGGAGUGUCAAAAGAAGAGCAGGAAAGAGAAAAAGAAAAAGAAGAAAAAGAAGCACAAAAAAGACAAGAGAGAAAAGUCGCACUGCAAGGAGGCAGCUUCUUCCCCACGGCCCCCGGCCCCCGCUCGGCACUGCCGCCAGGACUCAGAUCCCUCCUCCCACAGCAGCAAGAGAAGACGACAUGACAGUGAUUGA